Ectocarpus siliculosus is the source of this 576-nucleotide messenger RNA. NCBI's taxonomy places the organism in Eukaryota, Phaeophyceae, Ectocarpales, Ectocarpaceae. The record is from the annotation of a GenBank genome assembly.
AUGAUGACGCCUGGUACCAACAACCCCAUCCCGGCGCCGGUAAGGUUGGCACCGAUCAUAAGGGCUCCUGAAAGAGAAGCGAACAACACGCAGAGGCGUGGCCAACACUCGCAGAGACAACCUGUUUUGAUACCCGAACCGAUGUUCACGAUGUAUGUCAACUCGACAGAGUGCCGACACUCUGUUGAUCUGAUGAAAGAGGUCAGAGAUGUACACCGGCUGCCGUGCAACGUGGUAGACGUCGCGAGCGGUGUCAACAUUCCCACGUGGCUGAAAGGAACGCCGAGUAUCGUCGUCGGCAAGGACGUGUACUGCGGGGACACCGCGUUCGAUUUUGCGACGUCUGUUGGCCUUCAGCACCAUCAGAGCCAGGGAUGCUCCCCUCGUGCAUUCGAUCAGACGUCUUCGUUCCAAGAUAUGGUGUCGGGGAAGGGAGGGGGGAAAAACGACGGCAUAGGGUGCGGUCUCUCGAAGGCCUUCUCCCCCCCUGUCUCUAUAUCUGAAGCAGAUGCGGAGAAGAAGUAUUCCGGGUCGGUUGACGACGCUAUGGCAAGGCUGAUGCAAUCUCGUGGAUAA